AAUAUGGAAGCUUCUAAUGGAAAAUUAUCCAAGAGUAAUGCCGAUACAGCUAAUCAGAAACAAAAUCCUAAGUUUCUUGUAGAGGUAAACAACAUUGAGAAACAGCUUUGGACACUAAUCCACUCAAAGGGUAUAUUGCAUCCAGAUGUUUCAGAAUUGUACGCCAAAGCAGGUUCGACCUACGAGCAGAUCUUUAAAAGCAAUCUUCAACACGAAGAGCUUCAAGAAGUAGAGUUCUGUCUCUGGAAACUUCACUACAAACACAUCGAUGAGUUCCGUAAGGGCGUCAAAAAAGAUGAUCAUGUGAAAGCAUUCAAGUUGUUUCUGUUGAGAGCCGCCGAGUUUUACCAGAAUCUUAUUUCAAAAGUCAGAGGAUAUUACCACGGGCUCUUUGAGGAAUCUGGACAACAAAACAGCAGAUUCUUGUGCCAUCGUUUCUAUAUUUGUCUUGGAGAUCUUGAAAGGUAUAAAGAACAGUAUCUGAAAACACACGAACAUCCUAACUGGUCAACCGCAGCUACGUACUAUCUUGAAGCUGCAAAAUCUUGGCCUGAUAGUGGAAAUCCUCAUAACCAGCUAGCUGUAUUGGCCACUUAUGUUGGUGAUGAGUUCUUGGCUCUGUACCACUGUGUGAGGAGCUUAGCUGUGAAAGAACCUUUUCCUGGUGCUUCCAACAAUCUUCUUUUGUUGUUUGAGAAGAACAGGUCUUCUCCUUUGCAGUCUCUGUAUACUGAUGCACAGUUCAACUUCUUAAACCCAUCAGAGAGAAAUGUUACUGCGAAAGACAAAGGAGAAGUAAUGGCUGGAACUGAUUUAUGGCCACUGGUUGUUCGAACAACUAGCUUCUUUUUCCUUAAAUCCAGAUUCGAUGAAUUUGGUUCCACAUUUGCAUCAACUAUGAGAGUAUUGGAUGCAGCGUUUGCAGCAGAUGAUAGAGAUCUAGAGGCCAUGCUGGAGUCUUAUCAAGUUAUGGACACGAAGAGAAGAGGACCUUAUAGAAUCCUCCAACUUGUUGCGGUUUUCGUCUUCAUCUUCGACAACUUAGCCGAGUUUAAUGGAUCAGACAACGCGAAAGAGGAAGCAGAGCUAACAAACUUAGCAUUAACAAUGGUGUUCAUCGUCAUGGGUAGAGUUGCUGAGAGAUGUUUGAAGACGUCUCCCUUGGAUUCUAGCCCUCUCUUACCUGCUCUACUUGUAUUUCUAGACUACUUACCGUUUCUGCUUCACAAGGCAGAAGAAAAAGAAGAAUAUGAAUGCAGGUUUGAUGAGAAGAGCGAGACUGCGAUAUCUUACUUCUUUGGCAAGCUCGUUGAUUUCUUGAACCGGUUAAAGAUGAAUGGUGAAAACUGCUCUGUUAAAAUGAUGGUAGCUCUUUGGGAGGAUCAUGAACUGAGGUCAUUGGCUCCUCUGGCUCCUAUACAAGCACUUUUGGAUUUCUCAAGUGACAUGGAUCUAAGAGAGAGUCCUGAUAGAGGGAAAGAGCUUCGUCUUCAACGGAUUAUUAAUUCCGCUAUUAGGAUCACAAGUAGACAGAAGAAGGCUUCUCAAAAGUGGUUAUGCUUUAACAAGCAAAGGACUCACUUUUACACAACUUCAGGUGAAUCGCAAUGCAAAGAAGAGCUCUUUCAAGAAAUUCCAGAGGAAAGUAACAAAAGUUGUGUCACUAGUGAGAAUGAAAGAUCUGCACCUGUAGAAGAGGAAGAAGUCAUUCUUCUCAAGCCGCUUCUAAGGUGUCAAUCUGCUCCAAUCUGUUCUUCAGGCAUUGCAACGAAGCCACUCAGCUCCAAUAACACAACUUCAUUUGAUGAAAGCCUAAGACGUAGCUCAUCACUCAUUGUGAACCAUAGCCCACAGGAUACUAACUCUGAAAGUUUCAGCUUCAUGCAAGGUCCUAAGGACACGGAUCAGAAACCUUUGCAACUAGAAGAAGGCACUGUCUCAGGAAGACCUCCAUCGCUGAGCGCAUGGGUGGUUGACAAGAGUAAAGAGAAUGGAAGAUUCGGUUUAAGUAAACCAAACGGGUUGAGCCCUAUUGAUGAAACAAUCCCUGUCACAUCCUUUGAUAGUCUCUCCAUCAGUAGCAGCACCGAGGAUCCUGCUUCUUUGUAUACACCUCCUACUCCGUCUGCUCCUUUACUGCCCGAAGAUGCUUCUUGGUUUCAUAAUGGCGUUAGUACUAACAAAGCAGAGAGCCUCUAUGACCAGACAAGAUUCGUGAAGCCAUAUUCAAACCCGCCAUUUGUUGGGAUUUCUUCUUCUGAAUGGUUACGUCGAUACAGAGAAAGUCGGAAUCUUGGACCGGCCUAUACCUAUCAAGCUCAGGGCACAAACAAUUUGAAGAACAUCUUGGCUCAUGGGUCUUCCAAGUUCAGUCUCUUAGCUAGGUACGGUACACCAAAUGAUCAGUCGAUGAUCUCUUCUGAAAACUCAACAUUUUACCCUCAGAUACACAUGGAAGGCCAUGAACCUAAAGGAGAGAAGCUCUUCAACGGUCAACAAAGCACAACAAACGGAUAUGACUUCAGUGAUGAUCCCGGACCGUUUCUUCGAUUCCUGAGAGAGAAAGAGUGGCUGAAUGAGAAUGGUCAGAGGCUAAGAGGACCUUCUCCUGCAUAUAUGAACAACUGA
Molecule: messenger RNA, 2628 nt
Organism: Thlaspi arvense
Lineage: Eukaryota; Viridiplantae; Streptophyta; Magnoliopsida; Brassicales; Brassicaceae
Source: the annotation of a GenBank genome assembly